AUGGAUUCUGAACUCCAAGCCUUAGAAGAGAAUCACACCUGGGAUGUAGUUCUCUUACCUUCUGGCAAGAAAGCUCUUCCUUGUAAAUGGGUUUACAAGGUCAAGUAUCAUGUUGAUGGCUCUAUUGAGAGGUUAAAGGCCCGGUUGGUUAUCAGAGGUGAUGUGCAGAGAGAAGACAUUGACUACACCGAAACCUUCUCUCCAGUUGUCAAGAUGACAACCAUCAGAUGUUUACUUUCUAUUGCAGUCAAGAAAGGGUGGCCUAUUUCUCAAUUUGAUGUGAGUAAUGCUUUUCUCCAUGGGGAGUUACAGGAAGAGGUUUACAUAAAAUUUCCUGCUGGUUUAUCUUCCCCCAGUCCUAACCAUGUUUGUCGACUUAAAAAGUCUCUUUAUGGCUUGAAGCAAGCUUCAAGACAGUGGUAUGCACGACUUGCUGGAUCCCUCAGUUUUAAGGGAUUCUCUUCCUCCCUAAAUGAUUAUUCCCUAUUUUUUAAACACACAGGGGAUCUCAUUUCCAUUGUUGCUGUAUACAUGGAUGAUAUUCUAAUCACAAGCAAUAAUUAUGCUGAAUUAUCAGAUCUUAAAGGCUUUCUACAUUCUGAGUUCAAAAUGAAGGAUCUUGGGCCUCUUCACUACUUCUUAGGCAUGGAAAUUCUAAGGGAGCAUGAUGGAAUUAUUAUAACUCAAAGGAAAUUCACCACUGACCUGCUUGCUGAAUUUGAUUGCACCACUCUUCCACUGGUUUCUUCUCCAAUUGAUCCAUCUUCCAAGUUGACAGCAAAUUGUGGAGCUCCUUUAUCUGAUGCUUGCCUCUAUCGUCGUCUUGUUGGCAAGCUCAACUAUUUUACUCACACGCGGCUUGAUCUCUCAUUUGCUGUUUUGACUCUCAGCCAGUAUAUGCAACGCCCUUGCAUUGGGCACUUCACAGCAGCUUUACGAGUUCUUAGAUACCUUUGCUCUAACCCUAGCCAGGGUUUGUUUCUCAAUGCUCGGCCCUCUUUUGAUUUAUUGGCCUUCUGUGAUGCUGAUUGGGCUUCUUGCCGUGAUAGUCGUCGCUCAGUCAGUGGUUUUUUCAUCAGUUUGGGUGGUUCACCGGUGUCUUGGAAAUCUAAGAAGCAAGCUUCCGUGUCUCUAUCUUCCGCUGAAGCGGAGUAUCGUUCAAUGCGUCGCCUCGUGGCUGAGCUUACUUGA
Nicotiana attenuata is the source of this 1191-nucleotide messenger RNA. RefSeq lists its product as uncharacterized. The coding region runs from base 1 to 1191 and encodes 396 amino acids. NCBI's taxonomy places the organism in Eukaryota, Viridiplantae, Streptophyta, Magnoliopsida, Solanales, Solanaceae. The transcript has a single exon. The record is from RefSeq and is a predicted model, not a curated record.